Molecule: messenger RNA, 1881 nt
Organism: Enhydra lutris kenyoni (northern sea otter)
Lineage: Eukaryota; Metazoa; Chordata; Mammalia; Carnivora; Mustelidae
Product: chromosome unknown C19orf25 homolog
Exons: 3
Coding region: 30-386 (118 amino acids)
Source: RefSeq, a predicted model, not a curated record
UGUCUCUUCAGCGGCUCGGGCGGCUCGGGAUGAGUUCCAAGGCCAAGAAGCGAGUGGUGCUGCCCACGCGCCCGGCGCCCCCCACGGUGGAGCAGAUCCUGGAGGACGUGCAGGGUGCGCCCUCCGACGACCCGGUUUUCACCGCGCUGGCCCCGGAAGGCGCCGCAGGCCUCCCCGGGAGGGUGGAGGACUCCGAGGCCCGGCAGGAGCAGCUCUACCAGCAGAGCCAGGCCUACGUGGCCAUGAAUCAGCGGCUGCAGCAGGCGGGCGACGGGCUGAAGCGCAAGUGCGAGGCGCUGCGGCGAGCCGGGGAGGAGCUGGAGCGCGAGGUCGGCCAGGUGAAGCAGGUGGCGCUGCCCGGAGCCGUGGCUGCCUCCUUGGGCUGAGUGGUCCACCCGCUUGCCCGAGCACCUGCACCCUGGGCAGGGCGGCCCCCGGCUCCCCGUGACUCCUGAUCUGCCACAGCUUAGACCCCCGGCUCCCGUGGUCUGGGUGUGUCCCGGUACCCAGAGAGCCCCGGAGACACAGCUGGGCAUGGGCCCCUCCCUGGGGGUCAGGCCUGGGGCGGUGAGGAUGCUGCUCACCCGGGGCCAUGGAGCCCAGACCGGACUUCGCAUGGGGCCCCGCACCCAAGGCCAGGCCGUCCACCCUCCUCUCCCUCCCUCUGGGGUCCCAGCUCCCUGUAGACUGAGCUGGUGGGAUCCGCUCUGCCGCCUCUGCCAUCUCCACCUGAACCGCAGGGCCCCCCGGAUUCUGGAAGAGGCUGGGGUUAGGGUUCUGUUCCGUCCAGCACAGUGGCCGCGGCUGUGCGCGGAGCCCUUGCCCGGCAGGGCCCAGAUGUGAGAUGGAGCCUCUGGCGGGUGCCGGCCCUGAGGACCCUGAGCUAAGGUGUGGGCGCUCCCGUGGGCCAGGGUCCCGGUCGGGGUGCGGGACCGGCCUGGGAGCUGCGGGACUGCAUCACACGGGGCUUCUGGCCUGGGCCCCGUUGAGGACAGACUGGCCCGUCUCCCAUGCAAGCACUCAAUGGCUGCUUCCGUCCUGGUAAGCUUUGCCUGUGGGUGGGUGUGGGGGCCGUGGAGCAGAAGCAGAUCUUGAAAAGGGCUUUUCACCCCAAAAGACAGACUUCCAGGAGACCAGAGCAGCAGUGGCUGUGCGAGGCACCACAGAAGCCGUCCGCUUGUGGGUGUCCCCCAAAGCCCCCCGGGUGCAGGCUGCUCGGCCCUGGCCCCUGCGCAGGUCGCCCGGGAGCAGCCACUCUCCUGGGGUCUACGGGAGCUCGGGAGCAGCACAGCGGGGCCUGACACUAUGACCCUGAGCGUCCCAGAGGGGUUUCUCUUUCCCUGAAGAAGGGGAGCCUGCUUAAGCCCAAGAGUCCCCCAAAACUGGAAACCAGAAUGUAUGCCUGGGGGCACAGGGGUACAGAGAACCCGGGCGUGGCUCCAGCAUUGGCAGUGGACGUCGUGACCGCCCAGCCCAGGGCCCCUGGCCCUUCAGCACCCUUCCGCAGCUGCUAACAGCCCACCUGCUCGGCCCUGGUCUCCAGCCGCUGCCGGACUCCGGGGUCCUGUCUGCUCUGCGGAGCCCCCUCUGGGCUCAGGCCGGGACAUGUGCGCUGACAUCCCUGUGCUGCCGUCCUGGGGCCCAGGCCACGCUCCAGCUCUGCCUCCAGGGACCUGUCCAGGGAGGACUUCUGAAAGCUUGUGGUCGUCUGCUGGCUCCUGGCGGCGGCCCGUUCGGCAGUCCACAUACCGACCCCGGGUGGAGGCCCCUCCCACCCCCCAUCUGCUCGCCCUUGGGAAGGGAGCCAGAGGCCAUGGUGUGGUUCAACAGCUUUAUUAAAGGUGCAUGUGAGCCGCCUGGUUCCACGGCUUCCUCCCGCCA